GUUGGCAUGGGGUCUCCCGGUGCGGAUCGGCGGUUGUUGUCCUUGGGCCUGGGCCUGGCCCUGCUGUGCGGGGGCCUGUCCCUGGGCUCCGCCGGCCGUUACUACCGGCCGGGACAGACCUGCUUCAGCCCGCUGGCGGGAGCCCCGACCCUGCACGGGGGGCAAAGGACCUACCCCAGGCCCCACGAGUACCUGGACGCGGCCCAGUUACCCAAGAGCUGGGACUGGCGGAACGUCAACGGGGUCAACUACGCCAGCACCACGAGGAACCAGCACAUCCCUCAGUACUGCGGCUCCUGCUGGGCUCAUGGAAGCACCAGUGCUCUGGCAGAUCGGAUCAACAUCAAGAGGAAAGGGGCGUGGCCAUCUGCCUUCCUGUCUGUGCAGCACGUGAUUGACUGUGGCAAUGCAGGCUCAUGUGAAGGGGGAGACGACCUGCCAGUCUGGGAGUACGCUCACAAACACGGGAUUCCUGAUGAGACUUGCAACAACUACCAGGCAAAGGACCAGCCGUGCGACAAGUUCAAUGAAUGUGGAACGUGCACUGAGUUCAAGGUGUGUCAUGUCAUACAGAAUUACACCCUUUGGAAAGUUGGAGACUUUGGCUCUGUUGCCGGAAGAGAUAAAAUGAAGGCAGAAAUUUAUGCAAACGGUCCGAUCAGCUGUGGUAUAAUGGCGACAGAAGGCCUGGAUGCUUACACUGGAGGAAUCUAUUCUGAAUAUAAUCAGGAUCCCUCUAUUAACCACAUUGUAUCUGUGGCUGGAUGGGGUGUAGACAGUGAUGGAACAGAAUACUGGAUUGUUCGGAAUUCUUGGGGCGAACCGUGGGGAGAGAGAGGCUGGCUGAGAAUUGUGACCAGUACAUAUAAAGGAGGAAAAGGAAGUGACUACAAUCUUGCCAUUGAAGAAAGAUGCUCCUUUGGGGAUCCUAUAAUUUAGUUGGGAAUGCUAAAGAAACUAACCCUUGCAGUUAUAUGAUCCCUACUUGAUGCAUUCUUCCUCUUCACAUGCCUUUCCUCAGAUGCUGAAUUGCUCCAAUUCUGCUUGAGAUGAGCUGCUCCUCUUGGGUGGCUGUUUUCAGACAUUUAGCUCAGCACUUCCAAAAACGGAAAUGAGUCAGUCAACUUUUUCUUGGAAGUCAAAAUAUGAAGUAUUAUUACUCAAGGCUACUGUGCUGAACUGUGGAAGAGCACAGAAACUUGAAAUCUGAUCUAUAGCUAAUGUGCUAUUUGUAGCUAGGCAGCAUGUGUUUUGUACGUUAUAUAACAAUGUUUAAGGAGUAAGAAAGUUUAGCCUCACUAAGCUUUUGUACUUCUUGCCCUUCAAGAAGGAUGUCAAUGUGAUAGAUACUUUGAGGAAGAGUAUUUUCUACUUCUGCACUAAAAUUUUGAUAGAGUGGCCUUUUACAUGUAAAAAUGACACUGACUGUGAUUGCUGGACCACUAUGCCAGGAGCCAUAAUGUUUCAAAACUAAAGAUUCUCCCCAGAACCA
Molecule: messenger RNA, 1492 nt
Organism: Tachyglossus aculeatus (Australian echidna)
Lineage: Eukaryota; Metazoa; Chordata; Mammalia; Monotremata; Tachyglossidae
Gene: CTSZ
Product: cathepsin Z
Exons: 6
Coding region: 7-939 (310 amino acids)
Cellular component (GO): lysosome
Molecular function (GO): cysteine-type endopeptidase activity
Source: RefSeq, a predicted model, not a curated record